ACUUGGCUUUCUUAUGGAUUGUUUUACAGUAGCUGUCCUGGCUUGUAUAUGACAGAAGUAAAGAUGAAUGAAAGUGGAAAACGGACAUUAAAAGCAUCUAUGACUUCGUGUGUAUUUGAGAAGACUGCCUCGCUGGCUGGUGGUCUCCUACACGUGAAUGGCAACAGCAGUUUAAGUGAAGGAGAUCAAGGUUGUGGCAGGUCUUCAAAGAAAACGUCUGCUAAAAAGGACCAGGUCAAAGAGCAGAUUAAUUCUGUGGAUGGCCUCGAUGACUUAACUCUGUCACCGGAAACAGCUCCCAAGGAUUGUGAGUCGCUCUUCCCUAAUUAUAAGAAUACCCUGAGGCUAAUCGAACAACGUGGCCCGGAGAGUAAAGAUUCUGAUAGGUUAUUGAAAAUUCAGGAUCCAGUUCAUUCAUUCAGAUCAAUAGAACUUAAAGAAUCUGACUGUGCACUACUUAGAGGAAAAAUUAAAGAAAUGGAAAAUAAGGUGAACUGGCUACACACAGAGCUGCUGAAAACAAGAGAAGCAAAAUCACAGUUAAAACUUGAAAAUGUGGAGCGGGAACGAGAGCUCUGCCGCAUGAGAUUCACAUUAGAACAAGAAGCAAAGAAGAAGAAAAAUGCUUAUAUAUUAUAUGAAAAAUCUAAGGAUGAUUUAAAAAGAAAAGAGAAACAAUACAAUGAGCAAGUUUCCGUGAACCAACAACUCGAAAUCACUGCCCGAGCACUGGAAUGCGAACUGAAGAGCAUAAGGAAUAAACCAAAUCAGGUUUCAGAAGAGCGAAAUGAUGCUCAGAGACAACUUUCUCGAGAGCAGAAUGCCAGGGUAAUACAAGAUGAAAUCCUGGCCCAUUGUCUUUCCCAACAAAAGGAGACAGAAAAGGCUAAUAAGAAAGUGAAUGCUGAGGACACAACGGAUUUUGAGCUGUCUGACCCAAAAGGUAGCAGCGAGGUGCUUCCUCAGCAACUUCCUGAAGCUGAACGUCAAUUCCGUGGCCAAGAAGUUGAGCUCCAUCCCAGGAGAGAUGCUCUUAGACCGAUGACGUUGGUAUUACAAUGUGUGCAUAGAGACGGAGGCCAAGCCCAGCGUUCAAACAAGGAAACUGAACCCUUGUCUCAGAGCAAACAAGGGAAAGUCAACAGAUACAUUGGAAAGCAGGCAUUCUUGGAAAAGAGAGUAUAUGAGCUACAAAGUGAAAACAUGUUGCUUCGACAGCAACUGGAAGUUGCUCAGAAUGAAGCGAGAGGUAAAAAGACAAUACUUAAUAUCCCAGAGCCGUUUCCUGAUCACAUGGGAAAACUUGAAGCCAUGAGCAAACGAGUUCUGAUGCUGGAGGAAGGAAACAAGGAAUUAAUCAGUGAAUACAAAUGUUUGAAAGACAGACUGUCUCAGUAUGAAACUGACAGAGCAGAAAUGAAAGUAAGUACCCAGAAGGAGUACUUCCUCAAAGAAAAUUCAAAGUAG
Messenger RNA from Vicugna pacos (alpaca), 1467 nucleotides. The record is from RefSeq and is a predicted model, not a curated record. Lineage: Eukaryota; Metazoa; Chordata; Mammalia; Artiodactyla; Camelidae.